Molecule: messenger RNA, 363 nt
Organism: Fraxinus pennsylvanica
Lineage: Eukaryota; Viridiplantae; Streptophyta; Magnoliopsida; Lamiales; Oleaceae
Source: the annotation of a GenBank genome assembly
AUGAUUCAUCAUUUGGAUUUUUGGGACAAAUUCCGCAAAGUUCUGGUUUCACAGACUUCUCAGCUGAUUUCUGCAGUAGUUCUGAAUUACUGGAGAGUUACUGUAGGCUUCCCAUACUACCAACCGAUGCCAACAAUUUUAUGGAUCCCCAUGGAGACAUGGAGAGGGUGGAUUCUGCAUCUGAAGGCUUACGAUAUCAAGAUCAUGGUUGUGAUUGAUGGACUAAUGCCAUUAUCCUACUACAGUCUGUCAGUACUGAAGAUUUUGUAUAUUUGGUUUCGUCUACAUGGGAAAGAAGUCAGACAUCUCAAGGAGACUUAUGAUUUGGAGUCUGUUUUAUCGCAUGGUCCUUUCACUAUUUGA